AACUUUUGGUUCUCUUUUAUGCUUUUUGCAGAUCAAAAUCGUGGUAUUGGCACUGCGGCUUCUAAAAAUGUCAAGCACACAGAUGCACCAACGGAAUUGCAUGAGAUCAACCAUAAUAACAAUAAUAGCAUUACAACAACAAUAUCAAAUGGUACAACAACAACACGCACAAAUUCACAAACCACAUCACCUAUACUGGGGCAUCAUGGCAAGAAGACAACAACAACGCCGGCGUCAGCUGCCACUGCUGUCACAGUCAGCGGAAUGUUGCUGGAAAAAAAAACACAGUCGAAAUUCCUGCCGACGCGCGGCAAAGCGUUGCUACAAAAGUCACACCAACAACAACGCUCCGCUGAGGAUACAGCUGUGUCGGGUGCCGGAGCUGCGGAGCGAUUGGAUGCGUCGGAGUUGCAGCGUUUGAAAUACUUGAAUCGGCACUCGUGCAACGGUCGACUGGACUAUGAAGCGAUCGAGCGGCACCUGGAGCAGACAGAACUGCAGGAAGAGCAACGCAACAAAAGCAUCGAGGUGUUGGGCGUGUUGCUGCAGUACGCGGUGCAUGAUGUGAGUACAUACCCUCUCGCACACAAACACACCUGAAGAUUGAGGCAUAUGCGCUUGUAUCUACUUGGUUUUUCUACACUUCAUUGCAUCUUUGAAAGUCCUUUGUGAUUAAAAGGCACAAAUAACACAAAAUAACUGUUAAUAGAGGGUGUAGAGUAUUUAAAAAGUUAUCCGUAAUUGACGACUUUCAAUGAAUGAAGAGAGUAUUACGCUGCUUGCCUUUUUGCAAAUUAUCCCUGAUAUUAGAAACAGAGGGAAUCUGUAAAAAAUUGCCACAGCGAAUGAAUAUUCCGUUAGUACGCCUACUUUAGGUUAAAUAUGUGUUGGUUUUACGUGUAAGUACGUAUAAGUGUAACCAAACGGCAAAUGCAAUUAUUAAAUGAUGCUCACGGCCGCGCGUCGCUUUGCUGGCGCCAGACGAAAUUGUUGCAAAUUAAAGCGCUCGCCGUCCAUACAUACAUAAGUACAUUUGUGUAGCCUUGUAUACUUGUGCACAUAACGGCAUUUGAAUUUUAAUAUAUAUAUAUGUUUAUAUAUAUGACUGCAGUCUACACUUGUUCAACUAAAUUGUACCUCAGAACAUAACUUCGAAUGUGUGUGGCCUGAUGCCUAAAGUAUUUAAAAAAUAUUUUCCACGUAAAUUUAAGAUUCGCUUCGGUUAAUCCUCCUACUGGAGUGUAUAGGUAUAGGUAUGCAAAUUAAUAUAUAAAAUUCAGUUGUAAUGAGCAUAUUCAUUAUAAAGUGUAUGACUACUGAAUUUAUCAUCUGACUUCAUGCGUUUGACCUGAAGAUUGUAAAUAUAUAUUUUCUGGCUGUCCAAUAAUGGAAAGAACUAAAUAUAUAUGUAUGUAUAUACGUAUAUAUAUAUUAUUAUAUGUAUAUAUAUAUUAUUUUUACAAAUAUUCGAAGCAAAAUAUGAAUUGCAUCAUAGUGUUUUCUCCAAGCACAGCAAGGAUUAUUUCUAGAUUACUGGGAAACCCCAAAAUGUAUGGGUCUUCAAAAAAUAGAUAAUAAUCGUUAUUAUGGAUAUUUACUCUGCUGAGAAGAAAUAUAAAUACAUGCAAAACAAUGUAAUUGAAAUAAUAUGUUAUGCAUCAGAGAAAAUCAGGUAACACAUAAGUAUGUAUGUAUUUAGGGGUAUUUGCUAAGCUGAUUUUUCUGUAAACAAUUGCUUAACAAAUACUAGCAUCAAACUAUAAUUCAUUCAGGACUUUCUUAUGCAACAAUUGUUUAGAUCUUUCAUAUUACUUAUCCAAUUACUUAUUCGAACUCAUGCAUAUAACAUAUACAUACAUAUAGUAGUCAUUUUACUACAAUAAUGAGUGAGACAAGAUUGCCACAACCAACGUCACAAACGAAACUAACUGUUAAAUACUCACAGUAAUUGUUGACAAAGCUCUGCUUUUAUUCAUGUCAUGAAUCAAUAUUUUUUCGGUCAAACACGCUACAAUAAAAGUAACGGAUCCUUUAGUAAACGUUUGGUUUUAUCUUACCGACUUGUUUCUGAAAUGACAAUGAUUACUGCUAUGAAUACUCAUAUAUGUAUAUGUAUGUAUUUGUACUUGAAAAUCUUUUAAAAUGUGGUUUUUAUUACACAAUCUAAUGUCCGCUUUAAGCUGGGGUUUUCAUAUAAUUUCUCGAUCGGGUUU
Messenger RNA from Bactrocera oleae (olive fruit fly), 2213 nucleotides. The record is from RefSeq and is a predicted model, not a curated record. NCBI's taxonomy places the organism in Eukaryota, Metazoa, Arthropoda, Insecta, Diptera, Tephritidae.